Molecule: messenger RNA, 3126 nt
Organism: Apaloderma vittatum (bar-tailed trogon)
Lineage: Eukaryota; Metazoa; Chordata; Aves; Trogoniformes; Trogonidae
Gene: NIBAN1
Product: family with sequence similarity 129, member A
Exons: 14
Source: RefSeq, a predicted model, not a curated record
GAAAAACAGAAGCUGUCAUCAAAAACUUCAGCCCACACUACAGACGCCAAUAUGCGGUGGCUUUUUGCAAGCACGUGCAAGCUGAACUGGAGCAGCACCGGGAUUCCCAGUCCCGGUUCCUGAAAACCAAGCCCCCAGUGGAAGCUGGGACAAUCUUAUAUGAAGCAGAGCUGCUGCAUUUUGCUGAGGAUCUGAAGAAGUGGAAGGACAGAUAUGUCGUCAUCAGAAACGACUACACUGUGGAUUGCUUUGAGACUAAGGAGGCCUGCCAGAAAGGAGCUAGCCCUAAAUAUCGUGUUCUUCCUGCAGGAGGCAAAGUACUGACUUCAGAAGGAGAUUACAAUUUGCUUUCUGACAAACAUUUUCCAGAUCCUGUUGGGUCAAGUGAGAAGGAGGUUGCUCAAGCUUUCGUUCAGCUGCCGAGGGAGUUCCCGGUGUACUUGUGGCAGCCCUUCGCCCGGCACAGCUACUACUGCUUCACGGACCCAGAAGCUCAGAGGCAGUUCAGCGCCGUGCUGGGGGACUGCGUGAGACACUCAAACCAUGAUUUUCUCAAGCAGACCACGUAUGAAGUUGAAGCAUUCUUAGAAGCCAUCCAGUUCUUCCGGCAGGAGAAAGGCCACUAUGGGACCUGGGAGAUGAUCACAGGCAAUGAAAAAGAGAUCCUAAGCAACCUCGUGAUGGAGGAUCUCCUGCCUAAUCUUCAGACGAUGAUCCUGCCUAAAAUGAAAGGAAAGAGGAAUGAUAGGAAGCGAGCCUGGUUUGGUAUCGUAGAAGAAACUUACAGCUUAGUCCAGCAGCAGGUGUCAGAAGGAUUAAGUACCUUGAAAGAAGAAUGCAGAGAUUUUGCAAAAACCCUUGAAGGAACCAUUCGUUCAGACAUGGAUCAGAUUCUGACCUCCAAGAACUUCCUAGCUGGAAAAAUCAAAGCCACUGUUUCUGAGCCUGCCCAGAAGUGCUGCACAGAAAAUAUCCAGCCUUUUCUCACCUCCAUAUUAGAGGAGCUCAUGGGUCCGGUGAGUUCUGGAUUCACUGAAGUCCGAUCACUUUUUGAUAAAGAAGUUAAUGAAAUCAUCCAGGACUUCCAGAAGACAAAUGAUAUCACGAAGCUAAAGGAGAACGUGGAUCAGCUUAUGAACCUACCAUUCAACUCCAUGAAAAUGGAGCCCUGCUAUCAGAAAGUGAACCUCCUCCAGGAGCUUCUUCAAGACCUCAAGAGUCGCUUCAAGGUCUAUCACAUGGAUUUUGUGAUUCAGAGGACACAAAACUUCAUGCAAGAGCUGAUGGAAAAUGCGGUUUAUACUUUUGAACAGUUGUUCUCUCCAAGUCGCCAGGCAGACUCAGCAAAAGUUGCAACAGCCAUUGAAAAAGUCAAGCAGAGAGUCCUGAAGCAAUACGAUUAUGACAGCAGCACUAUCCGGAAGAAGAUUUUUCAAGAAGCACUGGUACAGAUUACUUUGCCCACAAUGCAGAAGACACUGGCUUCAACGUGCAAACCAGAGCUGCAGAAAUAUGAGCAGUUCAUUUUUGCUGAUUACACUAAUGUGAUCCAAGUAGAGAAUGUGUAUGAAGAGAUUUUGUAUCAGACACUACUUGAAGAAACCCUGAAAGUGAUAAAAGAAGCUGCCAUUAUGAAGAAACACAACCUCUUUGAAGACAACCUGAAUUUGCCCUGUGAAAGCAUCUCCAGCUUAACAGACCUGAAGACCCCUUCAGGAUCAGCACAAACCACUCCCGCCAAGAAGCCUUCCACUGCCCGAGCUGAGAUAUCAGACACUGAAACUCAAAGUGAUGAGACGCUCAUUGUGACGGAAAAAAUUUCUUGGGAGAAGGACGCUGAUGAUAGAAAGUCAUCAGACAAAGAGGCAGUCGUUCCUGUUCAUGCAGCUGGUGAUCAGGCAAGCGAAAGCAAAGAAGUAGUCAUUACAGACAUCACUGGAAAACAGGAGUCCCUUUCAGCUAUCCUUACAAAACAAGAGGUUGCAGAGGAAAAAAACACUUUGGAGAAUGAAGACACAGUGAAAACAGAGUUUUUAGCAAACACUGAGAAAAAGCCAGAAGCUGUGGAGGAAGAAGUAGCUCCUGAAACUGCACUGAAAGAUUUUGGCACCAGCCCUAAAAAAGAAUUUAAGGUAGAUGAAGGAGCAGGUGAGGAAAAGUUAACUUGUGAGAAAGAAAGCAAAGCACCGGAAGAAGUUGCUGAGAUAAAGCUGUCUUCCUCACGUGAUAAUGUAGCAGAAGCAGAAAUUUUAGGGAAUACUGAAGAGAAGAUAAAGGCAGAAAACAAAAUUAUGGAAGAAUUAUCUCAGCGUGAAAAUGUGGUAGGAACAGGGUUUGGAGGGGAUAAUGAACAAGAAAGCAAUGACCAAGGAGUGAGUUCUGAGACAGGGGGUGAAAACGUAGGGAAAUGGGGGGUUGGGGAUAAUCCUGCAGAAGAAAGCGAGUCAGAAGAAAAGAGUUGUAAAUCCCCUGAUGACGUGAAUGAGAUAAGGAAUUUGCUGAUGGUAACGGUUGAGGUACCAGCAGAUACUCCAGCACAAAACCUAAAGGAGCUUUGGGAAGGUGAGGUACUGAAGUUGCAGGACCACAAUAAAGGGAAUGAGAUGAGCGAAAUGGCUGCAGCAGAAACUCAAGUGAACCAGAUGACAAUGGAUAAAGAUGCAGCAGAGUGCGCCAAGUUCAAGGAGGACCGACCCCCUUCAUCUAGUUUUGGGACAGAUGGCACGAAUUUAGUGAAUGUGUCCGAUGGAGCCUGCAAUACGGCACAAGCGGAAUGGCUGGUGGGAAGCUCAGAUACAUCUCAAGAGGCGAAGGCAGAGGUGGAGAUCAAGCAGAGCGUUUGGUACACGAGUGCGGGAAGCUGCGAAAGUGAUAGAUCUCAGUCAGAGGAACAUGCUGGCAAUGUGUCUGAAGGCAGAAGGUUAGACAGGGAGGAAGGAGGAGCAGGGAAUAGCCCUGCUGUCCACGCGGAGGGAGGAACUGAGAGCUCUGAAAAUGCAGACACAACGCAAGUGCCAGUUUUGGAUACAGAAAACCCAAGAGCAGGACUGCCAGACGUGCCAGUUCCUUUGGUGCUGGAGCAGGGCGAGGUUAGCACUGCCAAGAUCACAGGAGAUACAGAGACAG